AUGGGUACCCUUUCCCCCACGGGGAAACCCCCCCUGGCUCGACCCCGGAGCCCCCAACAUGAGAAUCCUAAAUUUGAAGUUGCUUCGCGAGCUCUAAGCAAGGAUGGGUUGGAGGGCGGCGGGGAAAACCAUGGCGAGGGGGAUGGGAGAUGGGAGGUCGGAGAUACUCGUCACGUCCCGACACUCAUAAAGAAGCGCCCCCCUCUCUAUCUCCCUCUCACCACCUCGACCCCAAACAUCAUCUGUUCCCUUGUUUCCAUCUUUGUCCAUAUUUGCUCACACUCUCCGGCCACCAUGUCUUCCACCGAGGUUCCCAACCCCAACGCCGUCAACUCCCCUCCCAAGGGUUCUGCCCCAGACGUCCCCGAAGGCCGCGGCUCGGGCGACAAGAGGGACAACGAUGAAAUCAUCCACUCCGAAGACCCCGAAGUCCAAUCGAUCGAUAUGGACAGCAAGAAUCAACAGCGAUACGGUAAAAUCGACAAGGAGCUGGCCAAAUAUGUCGCCGAAGAUCGCAUCUACAUCUCCCCCGAGCGCAACGACGAGCUCCGCCGAAAAGUCGACCGCCGCGUCCUUGUCGUCAUGAUCUUGACGUACUUCCUCCAGGCUAUCGACAAGGGCACGAUUUCCUUUGCCUCUAUCAUGGGUCUUCCCGAGGACACGGGUCUGGUUGAUGCCAGCGGUGGCUUGAAGCAAGAAUUCUCCUGGCUCACCACGGUGAUUUACCUCGCAACUCUCGUGGUCGAAUACCCUCAGAACUGGCUGCUGGCUCGCGUGCCCAUCGCAAAGUACCUCAGCGGUUGCAUCAUUGCGUGGGGAACGGUUCUAGCUUGCCACGCCGCCUGUCGAAACUUUACCGGUCUCGUCAUCGUCCGUACCCUUCUCGGAACCUUCGAGUCCGUUUGCCAACCCGCCUUCGUCCUCCUUUCAUCCAUGUGGUACCGUCGUGAGGAACAAGCCGCGCGUGUGACAUACUGGUAUAUGAUGAACGGUGCGCAGCAAAUCGUGGGCGGCCUGCUCGCCUACUGCUUCAGCUUGAUCACAUCGGGGCCGCUCAAGUCGUGGCAGUGGCUGUUCCUAUCAUACGGCAUCAUCUCGGUCAUCUACGGCUUCUGGGUCGGGUGGUGGAUGCCCGACUCGCCCAUGCGGGCCAAGUGCUUCACCGAGGAGGAGAAGCACGAGAUGGUGGAGCGCGUGCGAGACAACCAGACGGGAAUCCAGAACCGCGAGUUCAAGAAGAAGCAGUUCGUGGAAGGGCUCGCCGACCCUCAGGUCUGGGGCUACUGCAUGAUCUCCAUCUGCACCACGCUGCCGACCUCGGGCCUCGGCGCCUUCGCCAACAUCAUCAUCAAUAGCUUCGGCUUCAGCGUCCUGGAGACCCAACUUCUCGCCAUGGUGCUGGGCUUCUAUAUCAUCAUCGUCCUGAUGAGCUCCAGCUGGCUGGUCAAGAAGACGAGCCAGAACCUGUGGAUCAUGCUCGUUUAUUGUAUUCCGUCCUUCGUCGGUACCAUCUUGCUCAUGACGGUCCUCCCAGGAGACCGGUCGCGGAAUAUUGGGCUUCUAAUCAGCUACUACAUCACCCUUUCUUUCUGGGCCGCCCAGACACUGGCGCUGUCGCUCAUCUCGCGGAACAUCGCCGGCCAGACCAAGAAGACGGUGGCCGUCGCCCUGAACUUCAUCUGCUGGGCCGCCGGCAAUGCAAUCGGCCCUCAAGUGUUCCUUUCCUGGGACGCCCCCCGGUACUACAUCGCCUUUGCGACACACCUGGGAUGCUACAGCGUCCUGGUACUGGUGAUUAUGGCGCUGCGGUUCUACCUCGUGCGGCAGAACAAGAAGCGGGACGCCCUGGCAGCCGCCGGCGUGCAGGAGGCAAGCAAGGAUUACGUGGUGCACGCUUGGGAGGACUUGACGGACCGGGAGAAUCUGACCUUCCGCUAUGCUGGAAAACACGCAGUAAGAAGCAAGCGGAAAGAGAAGUGCCGGGAAAGUCGUGAAUGUUGUCGCCACGUCGUCCCCACGUCGUCAAGGACAUUCUGCUUUUACAAGAAAUCUGGCGUCGUCAGAGAUCCUCCGAGGCACGACGUUUUUCCAAGCUCAACACAAUGCGAGCCCCACAUCGGCGAUUGGCUGUGCCGCCGCAACACCACCACUGAGGUUGUUUAG
This is a messenger RNA of Sodiomyces alkalinus F11, 2163 nucleotides long. RefSeq names its product MFS general substrate transporter. Gene Ontology annotation, molecular function: transmembrane transporter activity. Gene Ontology annotation, biological process: transmembrane transport. Bases 1 to 2163 code for a protein of 720 amino acids. The record is from RefSeq and is a predicted model, not a curated record. The transcript is spliced from 11 exons. Gene Ontology annotation, cellular component: membrane. Lineage: Eukaryota; Fungi; Ascomycota; Sordariomycetes; Glomerellales; Plectosphaerellaceae.